Molecule: messenger RNA, 1281 nt
Organism: Naegleria gruberi
Lineage: Eukaryota; Heterolobosea; Eutetramitea; Acrasida; Naegleriidae
Exons: 1
Coding region: 1-1281 (426 amino acids)
Biological process (GO): cortical cytoskeleton organization; microtubule cytoskeleton organization; regulation of dephosphorylation
Cellular component (GO): centrosome; spindle
Source: RefSeq, a predicted model, not a curated record
AUGAUUAAUAUUGAACAUGAAAUUAAUGAGCAAGUUGUACAACAAGAUAAAUCAUACAAAAUAAUUCCAAGGUUCUUCUUUCCGAAGGGAGGUCCAAGUGACAAGGUCCAACAAGCCUUCUCUGAGGCCGUUAAGAGUCAAUACCUCACCUUUUGUCAAUCAAAACUUUUCACCUCUGAAGAAUUGGAUAAGGUGUGGGAGUUUCUAUUGGAAAAAGAUAAAACUCAAGAGGAAGGAAAUGAAAAAAUUAACUAUACAGGAUUUAAGGAAGUGAGAAAUCAAUUUCCUGAAUUCAAAGCAAAAGAAUAUUUUAAUCAGUCAUUAUUCUUAAGAUUACCAAAAGAUGAUUUUGGAAGAAUUAGUAUACCAGUGUUAUUUAAUCAUAUAUUGAGAAAAGCAGCACUAGUUCAAAAUAGGAUUGCAUUGAUGAAACACGACUCAGACAAUGAUGGAUUUUUAACUGAAAAAGAUUUGGAACGAUAUGUAGAUAAUUCAAUAGAUUAUCUCACUGGUUUGCAUACAAACCCAAUUUUAAAAACAGAUAAGAAUUUCAGAAAGGUCUAUAUAGAAACAAGUGUGAGAAAGUUUUUAUUUUUCCAUGCAAACAAUAAUGGAAAGAUUUGCAUUGAAGACUUUGUUGGAAGUAAAGAAAUGGUUGAGUUUAAUGAGCUACAAAAUGAUGAUCUCUCCCAAGAAGAAGAAAUGAACAAUUGGUUUUCUAUACCCUCUGUUAAGAGUGUCAAUGAUGCUUUUGUACAAUUAGAUUUUACAAGAAGUGGACUAUUGAGUAAGAAUGAGUUUUCCAAGUUUAACGCAAACUCCUUAACUUCUACUUUCAUUAAUAGAAUGUUCCAAGAGUAUGGUCUCAAGAAUGGAAAACUUGAUUACAAAUCUUUUGUAGACUUCCUUUUAGCGUUUGAAAAUAAGAAGACGAUUCCGUCAAUCAAGUACUUUUUCAAGAUUUUAGAUAAUUCCAAGACUGGAAUGAUUACACCAUUCGUAAUUAAUUAUUAUUUUAGAGAUAUGUUAAAGAAAAUUCGUCAAAAUGCAAAAUCAUCAACUCCUCAAAACUCUCUUGGAGGGGAUGAGUUUGAAGAUCCAGUCAAGACAGCAGAUAUUGUUUUUGAAAUAUAUUCAAUGGUGAAACCAAGUAACAAGAAAGACAUAUUCCUUGAUGAUCUCAUUAAGAGCUUGGAAGUUGGCUCCACAGUAAUUGGUGUUCUUAUAGAUGUUCAUGAAUUUUGGAAAUAUGAGCAGAGAGAAGAGCAAGGAGGAAGUUAA